CCAUCCGCCAUGACACAACUUGUUUGCUCGUUUUCUUUAAGGAUGAAGUGGUUUGUUGGAAACUACUGUAUCUCUGUUUAAUUGUUGAUUGUCACUUAUUAAAUUCAUAAUGAUAGUUAAAUUUAUUAUUUUGACAUCAUUAAGUGGCUUUCUUUUGUUUGUUAUUAUAAAUAAUAACGGGCUAAGUUUUAAAAAAUUGAAUGGACUCUUAGAAAAAGUAAAUAUUUUUCUUAUGAAUUUUGAAUUCGGAUACUUAAUUAAUACAAUCCCUUUAUUACGUGACAUUCUAGGCUCACGUGUGCGUUUGACUGAAAAGUUGUUUACUAAUGAAGAGCUUGCAACGUUCAAUGGGGAAAUUGGUAGCAAAGGAUUGUAUUUGGCAAUUUUAGGAAAAGUAUAUGAUGUGAAAAAAGGAAGUAAACAUUACGGCCCAGGUGGAAACUACCAUUAUUUUGCAGGUCGCGAUGGCAGCAAAGCAUUCAUCACAGGAGACUUUAGUGGCUCUGGCCCAGCCGACGAUGUGUUGUCUCUCCAGCCGGAGGAAAUGGCUGGCGUAAACCAGUGGCUCAGCUUUUAUGAGAAUGAGUACACGUACAAAGGGAAACUAAUAGGUCGGUAUUACAACAGUUACGGCAACCCCACGGAAUACCAGAAGCAAGUUAUCAAGACUCUACAGGACAUUGAUGGAGAAAAGAGGAGGAAUGAAGACUUGGAGCUGAAAUACCCUCCGUGCAAUUCUGAAUGGAACCGUGAAUCUGGAACUAGAGUGUGGUGCUCCAAGAUGAGCGGUGGCAUCAGGCGCGACUGGACUGGUGUGCCGCGGAUGCUGUAUUUGCCCGGCUCCGACUCGUACCGUUGUGCUUGUGUGAAGGAUCCGGAGGAUCCCAGCACCAGACGGAGCAGUCGGGAGUACCCGGGCUGCGAGCCUCGGUCAACCAGCUGCAGAGUGUUCACGUAGCAGUCGGCCAGUACUGGCUUUCAUUUACAAACUUGACAUUUUAAAAUGAUGUAGUAAAUUUAUAUAUAUUUUUUGCAGUAAAAUAAAAAGACAAUGAUUGUGUA
Molecule: messenger RNA, 1062 nt
Organism: Bacillus rossius redtenbacheri
Lineage: Eukaryota; Metazoa; Arthropoda; Insecta; Phasmatodea; Bacillidae
Product: neuferricin
Exons: 4
Coding region: 110-958 (282 amino acids)
Cellular component (GO): endomembrane system; membrane
Source: RefSeq, a predicted model, not a curated record